ACUUCGGUGUCGAUGUCCUGCAUCAUUCUGCCGAUCUUCUUCUACCUCAAGGUAUUCUGGAGCCGCGUCCCGUCGUACGAGAAGGCUGUCGGCGCAUUUAUUAUCGUCUUUUGUGCUGGCCUGGGCGUCUAUGUGACGUGCAUGACGGGCAAGAACCUCUUCCUGAAUAUUGUGAGUGACUAG
Messenger RNA from Phytophthora sojae, 183 nucleotides. RefSeq lists its product as hypothetical. The annotation marks the transcript as partial. The transcript has a single exon. The record is from RefSeq and is a predicted model, not a curated record. Lineage: Eukaryota; Oomycota; Peronosporomycetes; Peronosporales; Peronosporaceae.